AUGAUCUGUUCGAUCCAGUGGUUUGAGAAACACCUGGGUAAACUAAAGCCCCUGGGUCCCCCAGAAGAUGCCGGCGUCUACGAAGUGGUGAUUGCGCAUGAACCCCGCUACAACGUUGGUGACCUUGUUCUCGCCUCCACGGAGGUAGACGGAUGCGACAAAACUAUUGUCGGCUACAUAGAUGAAUUAGAUACCAGCACGGGACGCCUCAAACUCCUCGACGCCCAGGGCACACGAACUGAUAUCUUCCCCCUGCAGUGUAUCAGAGUGCUGGCUGACGAUGAUUAUGAGGACGCCAGUUACCUGAAUCCCUCAUCGGUGGAUUUGGAUCUCACGUCCGAUGACUUUGACAAUGAACUAUAUGGUGACGAAUCAGACAGCUCUGACUGGGAGACUAUCAGUAAUAUCUCCUUGGAGCCAAAAUGGGGCUUGACGACUGCGCCCGUGGAGGAGGAAAAUGCAGAUGAGAAAGCGAAGAAGGAGCAGGAGAACUGGGCGCCGACUGAUGAGGUCCGAACUUUUCCUACCAUCGUUGUCCCCUUCCUCCUCCUCCUCCUCCCGCACCACAGAUGUCUGUCGCGAUGGCUGCUCAUAUCGGACUGUAUUCAGGAGCUGCUUCGAUCCCCGGACUCGCUCACCUUCCUCUUCGAUGCACUUUCCACCAACACGAAGCAGCUGCAACACCUGCUUGAGGCGGGCAGCUUCACGGUGAUAGAGCAGCCGAACUCUGGCAGCCAAGACUACCUCUAUCCUCGGCACUGGAGUCUGCGC
Messenger RNA from Dibothriocephalus latus, 771 nucleotides. NCBI's taxonomy places the organism in Eukaryota, Metazoa, Platyhelminthes, Cestoda, Diphyllobothriidea, Diphyllobothriidae. The record is from the annotation of a GenBank genome assembly.